Messenger RNA from Eruca vesicaria subsp. sativa (arugula), 1509 nucleotides. The record is from the annotation of a GenBank genome assembly. NCBI's taxonomy places the organism in Eukaryota, Viridiplantae, Streptophyta, Magnoliopsida, Brassicales, Brassicaceae.
AUGGUUUCACUAAGCUUACUUGAAACUUCCAUGGCCAUCAUUUGCUUCCUCAUCCUUCAUUACUUGCUCGUCAAGACACCUCAUGGCCAGUUCCCUAGAAACUGGCCGGUUCUUGGGAUGCUUCCUGGUCUGCUCCUGUCACUCCAACGUCUUUACGACUACAGCGUUGAGAUUCUCGAACUCUCUGGCUUGACGUUUCCAUUCAAGGGACCGCUCUUCUUUGGAAUGGACAUGUUAGUCACGGUUGAUCCAGCUAACAUUCAUCAUAUAAUGAGCACAAACUUCUCAAAUUACAUCAAAGGAUCUGAUUUUAAAGAUGUUUUUGAUGUGUUUGGAGAUGGGAUAAUCACUACGGACUCGGAGUUAUGGAAGAACCUGAGAAAGUCUUAUCAAGCCAUGCUCCAUCAUCAAGAGUUUCAAAAGUUUUCAAUGAGUACUAUGACAAGUAAACUCAAGGACGGGCUUGUUCCUCUUCUUGAUCAUUUUGCUAAGGAAGGAACGAGUGUGGACUUGCAAGAGGUGUUCGGGAGGUUAACUUUUGAUACAAUCUUAAUCCUUAUAACCGGUUCUGACCCUAGAUCUCUCUCCAUUGAAAUGCAUGAGGAUGAGUUAGCUAAAGCUCUAGAUGAUGUUGGAGAAGGGGUUUUAUAUAGGCAUGUUAAGCCAAGAUUCUUGUGGAAGCUGCAAAACUGGAUGGGUUUGGGACAAGAGAAGACGAUGAAUCAAGCUAAUGUAACUUUUGACUGUGUAUGCUCCACAUACAUAUCAUCCAAGCGAGAAGAGAUUCUAAGUACAACCAAUGGAGAAGGUGAGGAUCUUUUAACUUCCUUCAUGAAGCUAGAUACAACCAAGUACAAGCUCUUGAAUCCAAAUGAUGAUAAGUUUCUUAGAGACACUAUCUUAGCUUUCAUUCUAGCGGGAAGAGAUACAACCGCCUCCGCUCUCUCUUGGUUCUUUUGGCUUCUCUCUGAAAACCCACAUGUAGUAGCCAAGAUUCGUCAAGAAAUCAUCGACAAUGGUCUAACAAGAACAGGGAAUGGCCAAGAGAGUCUGGACAAGUUGGUGUAUUUACAAGGUGCCUUGUUUGAAGCAAUGAGACUCUAUCCACCAGUUUCCUUUGGGCGCAAGUCUUCUAUUGAAUCAGAUGUGCUUCCAAGUGGUCACAAAGUCGAUGCAAACUCUAAAAUUAUUAUAUGUCUCUAUGCAUUAGGGAGGAUGAAAGCAGUUUGGGGAGAAGAUGCCUUGCAGUUCAAGCCAGAGAGAUGGAUUACUGAGAAUGGGGGCCUAAAACAUGAGCCUUCUUUUAAGUUCUUAGCGUUUAACUCCGGUCCAAGAACUUGUCUAGGUAAGCAUUUAGCAAUUACUCAAAUGAAGACAGUGGCCGUGGAGAUAUUACAAAACUAUGAUGUUAAGGUUAUUAAAGAUCAGAAGAUUGAACCAGUUCUUGGUUUUAUAUUGUCAAUGAAGCAUGGACUUAGAGUCACAGUUGCUAAGAGAUGUUCUACUUGA